AUGGGAGCGGGGUUGACACAGACAUUGGAAGGGGGACUGACACAGACAUUGGGAGCGGGGCUAACACAGACAUUGGAAGCGGGACAAACAUGCACAGACAUUGAAAGCGGGGCUGACACAGACACAUACAAUGGGAGCGGGGCUGACACAGACGGGAGCGGGGCGGACACAGACAUUGGAAGCGGGACUGACACAGACAUUGGAAGCGGGGCGGACACAGACAUUGGGAGCGGGGCUAACAGAGACAUUGGGAGCGGGGAUGAAAGAGACAUUGGAAGCGGGGCUGACACAGACAUUGGGAGCGGGACUGACACAGACACAUACAAUGGGAGCGGGGCUGACACAGACGGGAGCGGGGCGGACACAGACAUUGGAAGCGGGACUGACACAGACAUUGGAAGCGGGGCGGAGACAGACAUUGGGAGCGGGGCUAACAGAGACAUUGGGAGCGGGGAUGAAAGAGACAUUGGAAGCGGGGCUGACACAGACAUUGGGAGCGGGGCUGACACAGACAUUGGGAGUGGGGCUGACAGAGACAUUGGGGCGGGGCUGACACAGACAUUGGGAGCGGGGCUGACACAGACAUUGGGGGCGGGGCUGACACAGACAUUGGGAGCGGACAGACAUUGGCAGAUAGAAGCGUUGUGGACUACUAUAUUAUUAUCAGAAUUUUGGGGUUUGAAGUUGAAUAUUUUUCUAGUUUGUAUUCCGACUGUCAUAAACCAAUUCAUGUUUCUAUUACUUCAUCAUGUGAUAUAA
Messenger RNA from Ostrea edulis (European flat oyster), 759 nucleotides. RefSeq lists its product as uncharacterized. Lineage: Eukaryota; Metazoa; Mollusca; Bivalvia; Ostreida; Ostreidae. Bases 1 to 759 code for a protein of 252 amino acids. The transcript has a single exon. The record is from RefSeq and is a predicted model, not a curated record.